CUCCUCCUUCCCCUCUUGCAUAAGCAUUGUAGAAUUAUAGAAUUGAUAUAAAUUAUUGGAUCGAGAGAUUAAUAAAGGCGAUUGAAAUCGAGAAAGUACCGUCACAGAGGUCAUAUAACAGAGGAAGAAGAAGAAGAAGGAGGAGGAGAAGAUGAAGAUUUUGGUUAAAACUCUGAAGGGCACUACCUUCGACCUCGAAGUGAAACCCGAAGACACCAUUGCUGAUGUCAAAAAGAAUGUAGAAACUACUCAAGGGGCAGAUGUUUAUCCUGCUGGACAACAGAUGCUUAUUUAUCAAGGGAAAGUCCUUAAAGAUAACACAACAAUCGAUGAAAACAAGGUUGCUGAAAAUAGUUUUGUUGUGAUCAUGUUAACAAAGAAUAAGAGCUCAGCUGGGGAGGCCUCAACUGCAUCCACUGCUUCUACAACUAAGGCACAUCAGAUAAGCACCCAGGGGUUGACAGCACCUCAAGCGCCUUUACCAACCUUAGCAACGCCUGCCCCUGCCCCUUCUCCUGCCCCUGCCCCCGCGCCCGCUGCCGCUCCCGCUCCUGCUCCUGCUCCUGUUCCUGUUUCAUCAGCUACUGCUGUGUCUGUUGCUCCUACUCCUGCUCCUGUUUCAUCAGCUACUGCUGUGUCAGAGACUGAUGUUUAUGGUCAAGCAGCAUCUAAUCUGGUUGCGGGAAGUAACUUGGAGGGAGCAAUCCAGCAAAUUCUCGAUAUAGGUGGAGGGACUUGGGAUAGAGAUAUUGUUGUUCGGGCUCUCCGUGCUGCUUACAACAAUCCUGAGAGAGCUGUUGAAUACUUGUAUUCUGGUAUUCCAGAGCAAGCUGAAGUUCCACCUGUGACUCCUGCCCCUGUGAGUGGUCAAGUUACAAAUCCUCCAGUGCAACCUCAGCAACCUGUGCAGCCUUCACCUAUUCCUUCCUCUGGACCCAAUGCUAAUCCUCUAGAUCUUUUUCCACAGGGCGUUGCAAACAUGGGUUCAGGUGCUGCAGGUGCAGGAACUCUUGAUUUUUUACGGAACAGUCAACAGUUCCAAGCGUUGAGAACUAUGGUGCAGGCUAACCCACAGAUAUUGCAGCCUAUGCUUCAAGAGUUGGGGAAACAAAAUCCUCAUCUAAUGAGGCUUAUUCAAGAGCAUCAGGCUGACUUUCUUCGUCUCAUCAAUGAACCUGUUGAAGGUGGAGAAGGGAACAUCUUGGGGCAGCUGCAAGCAGCAAUGCCACAGACAGUAACAGUUACACCUGAGGAACGUGAAGCAAUAGAACGUCUUGAAGCAAUGGGUUUUGAUCGGGCACUUGUAUUAGAGGUGUUCUUUGCCUGCAACAAGAAUGAGGAGCUGGCUGCGAACUACCUUCUAGAUCAUAUGCAUGAGUUUGAGGAUUAAUUUUAUUGGAAAUACUCCCAAUCCUAUGCCAGGAGAUUUUUUUUUUCUUUUUACCCUCUAUAUGCUCCUCAACUUCGUUUUAUAACUAAGUUUGGAGUUCUAUAAUUUGUGAAGUUUCUAGUCCACGAGCUAAAUGUAGCAUUCCAUCCUCCAGUUUCUCCCGUUUUAGGAUUUUAUUGAUACUUUACAUGCUUGUCUCGGUAAUUAGUUUUCAUUAUGUAUACUUACAGAAUUGUGGUAAUGAAAUUGGUUUCCGAAA
Messenger RNA from Hevea brasiliensis (rubber tree), 1649 nucleotides. RefSeq names its product ubiquitin receptor RAD23c-like. Gene Ontology annotation, molecular function: polyubiquitin modification-dependent protein binding; proteasome binding; damaged DNA binding. NCBI's taxonomy places the organism in Eukaryota, Viridiplantae, Streptophyta, Magnoliopsida, Malpighiales, Euphorbiaceae. The record is from RefSeq and is a predicted model, not a curated record. The coding region runs from base 152 to 1390 and encodes 412 amino acids. The transcript has 12 exons. Gene Ontology annotation, biological process: proteasome-mediated ubiquitin-dependent protein catabolic process; nucleotide-excision repair. Gene Ontology annotation, cellular component: cytosol; nucleoplasm.